Molecule: messenger RNA, 1889 nt
Organism: Alosa alosa (allis shad)
Lineage: Eukaryota; Metazoa; Chordata; Actinopteri; Clupeiformes; Clupeidae
Gene: tslig2
Product: chromosome 3 C2orf49 homolog
Exons: 4
Coding region: 123-785 (220 amino acids)
Biological process (GO): embryonic morphogenesis
Cellular component (GO): tRNA-splicing ligase complex
Source: RefSeq, a predicted model, not a curated record
AGCAUAGACUGUAAAAAAUAGGUUACGAGCCUCCUCAUCUACCUCCGCAACGGUAGAUGGCGUAGUAGGCUCUGACAGCGACAACAAAUGACAAGAGGUUCAGUGGGGUGAGUGAAUGCAAGAUGGCUAACCACAGACAUGGACGUGAUCAUGGGAAAGAAAAGAAGUCAGACGAAGGUCCAUCAGUCGUGGAUCUAUUACUGCAUCCUGAGCUCCUGUCCAAGGACUUUAUGAAGUUGAUUUUACAUGAGAGGAAUAUUCAGGUGGACAGUGAUGGAAGCCAGGAUCAGCUUAGGGACCUCUACAUGCGGCAUGUCAUCCCUCUGCCUCAGCGAGAACUGCCAAAAAGCCGCUGGGGAAAGAAAAUGCAGAAGACUCGAGUGGAACAGAGGUCUUCACAGUCUCACGGUUACAGCAGUGACACAGGAAGGAAAAGGCCUCUAAUUGUGUUUGAUGGCAGCUCCACGGGGAGUGUUAAGAUAAAGAAGCCUGACACGCUGUCUUCACCUGGGGCCACAGACCGUCUGAAGCCUCCUCCAUCAAUGAAUAUGACCAAUCCCAUCCGCAAGCUGUCAGGCUCCUCAUCAAAUUCUUCAGUAUUGUCUUCAUCAUCGUCAUCAUCAUCAUCAUCAACAAUAACACCUAAAAGUCCCAGUGGGCCUCCAUCGUCAGAGGUUUCGAAUUCAGCCACAGCCAAUUUAAAGAGGCCUGGAGACAGUGACUGCAGUGGGGAGCUGAGUUCCCCUGAUGUGAAAAAGAAGAUUCAGCACGUAACGUGGCCCUGACCUUGCGCUCGAUGGGGCUGCCUCCCAGAGGACUCUGUCCUGGGAAUGGAUGGAUGGAUGGAGAGACAGACAGAUCUCUACCCAGUGGUGUCUGUCAUACAGACUCUAGCCUCCAACAUGAGUGUCAGUCUUGGAUUGUAUGAAGAUCUCUACAUGCUCUUCUUGAUGCAUGUUCUUCUUGUGUCAGCCUGUCUCUGUAGAGAUUCAACACACAGACCUACACCUGAAAACCUCACUCUGAAUGCCUUGACGAAUGCACAAGCCCCCCCCCUCAUAUUUAUUGAACUACACAGUUUGUAUUAGUGAGCACCAAGCCCAUGUAAACUGACAUCAUGUAAAGAGGAGAUGAUUAUGUUCAGGAACAGAUCAGCUGUGGGUAUGUGGUGUCAUGUCCAGACUGGAAUGACUCAUCCAGGAAGUAUAUGUGCCAGCAGUUUUUAUUUUAUAAACUACCUAUCCAUAGUCAUUUGUGUCUGCACACCUGCUGCCUUUACUCCUUUAGUUGUGAGAAAAUUGUUUAGUCCCAAUUCCCCCAUAGUGACAUCAGUGUGGAAUGGUGUGGUUUUUCACAUGAUUAGAUUUGAGCGGACGUGCGUGUUUGUGUGUGUGUGUGUGCGUGCGUGCAUUGAGAAUAGAGUGCUUUUAUGGAACCAUCUGACUACGAUGUACGAUGUCAAAUGAUGACAGCUGUUAGAUCUUAUCGUGGGUAGUUUUUAGCUCCCUUGGCUGUCUUCACCAAUAUGAGCUUCUUGUGUUACAGGCGGUUUUAACUUUUAAUGCAGUUGGAUGGAUAAGAAUCGCACAGAAGGCAGACUUGAGCUAUGAUAAUUUGUCUGGUUUUUCCACAAGGAUACUGUUGUAUGGCCUAUGUGUUGAAUGCUCUGGAUCUAAGGGCUGCCAAAUGAGAAAAGAUAUCUGCACAAUUAACAGCUGCAAACAUAACACCAUUGCAAGAAGAACCUGUGCAUGGAUUUCAGUAUUGGCGUACUGGAGGAAGAGACCUUUUUCAAGUCUUUUUUUUUUUUUUUUUUUUGUAUUGGCAAAAGUGGAAAAUGUUGAUGCAUUUUAGUGCAAUAAACUUACAAAAAGAAUCUGAAAGUCUUU